UUCCCGGAAAUUACCGAUGACAUACAUAACUCGUGCUUAUCCGUCCAGAUCCUUCAAACUUCCGACCAUGUUUUGGCUUUAUCUCUCCGUUCCUUUUCUGGCAAUCUUUGCUAUCUUUAUGCUUUACGUUUUGUACAUUCUAUACAUACGAUAUGUUAAAUUCGGGCACAUACCAAGGGCGCCUUUAAAGUACAGUUUUACCAGCUUUUUCCUUGGUCACGCGACUGUUCUCAUCGACACUGCUGACGACUGGAGGAAGAAGAUACGCGUCUGGGGUGAAUGGUCCCGAGAUCAUGGAGACUUCUUUGGAUUUUUUGUUUUCCAUAAUGCCAUCAUGAUCACUGAUAACCACAUUGUCGCCAAACAACUCAUGACAAGUAAGAAAUACCUCAAGAACGAAGAGGGCUACAAAGACAUGAUGAACGUUUUUGGAAGAAGGUGUGAAACAUUGAUCGGGAAUGGUUUGUUGACCGACGUUGACCACGAGCACUGGUACAGAAAAAGGCAGCUUUUAAAUCCAGCAUUCCACAAACUGGCUUUGAAGGACUUGAUGGACGAAUUCAAUUUAGGAGCCGACUGUAUGGUCUCCAAACUCCUGUCACUUGCCGAUGGUGAAACUACUGUGUCACUCUUAGAUAUAGUGAACAGGACUGCUCUAGAUGUGAUAGGCAGGACGGCAUUUGGCCUGGACAUAGACUCUUUAAACAACAAUAAGAGCCCAUUCCCCACGUCCAUACGUCUUGCGCUCCAGGGAGUGACAUCCGGGUACAAAGAACCAUUUUGCCAAUAUAACCCAUGGAAAAGAAAGUACGUUAUGGAUGUUAGGAAUGCAUGCGAGUUCCUUCGAAGCUUCGGAAGGAAGAUUAUCAAUGAGAGGCUAGCGCUGGUAGAGGACGGAGUUGACCUACCCAAUGACAUCCUGACCAACAUACUUAAAUCUACAAAGGUAGAUCCAAGCGUGACUCUGGAGGAAUUAGUGGAUGAUUUCGUUACCUUCUUUGUCGCCGGUCAAGAAACUACUGCGAAUACCAUUGCGUUUCUCUUGCAAGAAGUUGGGAAAAGGCCAGAAGUAUUGAUGAGACUUGUUGAAGAGGUCGACGAAGUCAUAGGCCAAAAGAGACACAUUAUAUACGAUGAUCUCGCAAAACUAGAAUACAUGAACCUGUGUCUCAAGGAGAUAUUAAGGAUGUACCCUGUUGCCACUGCUACCAUCCGUGGAACAACUGAAGAGACGGUUAUUGCUGGCUUUAAGAUCCCGGCUGAAACAUCUAUUAUGGUUAGUUUCGGCAACAUUCAUCACAAGGAAUGUUACUUUAAAGACCCAGAGGAAUUCAAGCCAGAGAGGUUUAUGGAUGAAAGCCAAAGAGAGUACUUCACCUAUAUGCCAUUUUCUGCUGGUAUGAGAAACUGCAUUGGACAGAACUUUGCUAUGAUCGAAAGUCGGGUUGUCCUUUGCAAGCUUCUGCAAACAUUCAAGUACACCUUGUUGCCCAAUCAAAGCGACAAGGUGACCGAAGCAACCACCAUCAAGCCCUCUAGUGGAGUAAUGGCGACACUACAGCUUCGAGAUGACUAGGGAUUUCGUAAGGUUUGAAGUUGGGCUCUGUAGAUAAAACUGCGGUUCGGAUCAUUCUUACUUUAUCAAUCAAAUAAUGGAUAACGAACUGUAAACUCCUCAAAUUGCCUGUUAUCUUUGGAAGCUAAAUCAUGUUUUUUUGUAAAUGUGCGUCAUGGUUAUGAAAUAGUCCUUGUAGGGAAAAAACACUAAGUUAUAAAAUCAAAACAAAUGAAUAAAUAUGCGUUCCAGAAACUUUAGGCCACCCUUUAAAAAACAUUCAUUGCAAUUCUUAAUAGUUUUAGAUAUACUAUAUUUCACACAAAUCUCAGUUUUUGUCUAUUUUUGGUGAUAAAGCGCGAAGUGUUGCUGCACAAUCAGGUGUUAGGCCAUAGCAUCAUCGAGUUGGUUUGAAUUAGCCAGAUACGUCCGUGGCUCAGAUAAAUGUCUAAAAAUAAGAAUCUGACACCAUAAAUAUCGAACAACACACAAGUGAUGUUUUUUUGGUUUUCUCCUAAUUCUUCACGGCAAAUUGAAUUAUUAUUAGCAGUAAUGUUUUACCUUUUAGCAAAAACAUAUCAGCGAGCUUUUUGUAAAUUCAGUAUGUUUUUAUAUGAAUCUUAUUAACGCGUAGAGCGGUAGGGUUGGUUCCAUAUUAGCGAGUAUUUAUAUAGACUAGGAAUACACCAUCUGAACUAGCACUACAUGUAGGUACCGAAUUUCGACAAUAGGGGGGCGUUUGCAGGUGAAUUCGGCUAGUAUUCAUAAGUGGUGUGCGAUAUGAAAGCGUGUAUGGUCGCUGUCAUUACCGAAAGGAGAGAAUUAUUCAGACUCUGCCGAACGAAAGUAGCUUCGAAGCUGAGCCUGGUCGGAGCCCAGAUCAAAAUCUACAGCAGGUUUGAUUCUCUGCGAGAUAUCGCGUUGACUGUUCGUGUAAAGAGAGAAUUUCAUUCAGGAGAGUAUACGCUUGAUACAUUCAAUCACCGCCGUUUUAUUGCACCUUUUUUGUUACCUUGGCAUGUUAGAAGGUAGAAAUACUCAGUGCCUGAUGGUUUGCUAAGUGGUGGGUUAUCGUGAAUGUCGAAGAAGCAUUUACUCGCGCGAAACGAUAUUCUCUCGAUAUUGUUGGCCUUUUCAUGGUUCAUUCUUAUUCUUAUUCAAUUCAUGUCAUAGUAGCUAGAAAGAAAACCCCACAGGGAAACGAGAAUAAUGUGAAUGGUGGAUUAUACUCUAUAGUAUCCUCAAUGACCUGAUGGCAUUCAAAUUGGCCAAAAAUUAAUGGAACGUUGUUCAAGUUUUUUGAAUGUUGUUUUUUAUUUCUCUAUCUUUAUCAGGAUUCAGUUCACAAAAAAUAGAGUGACUCGUGCAGAAAAAUCAGUGGUGUUUUAUCGAUUCUUGUUUAUACUGAUAGAAAGUUCUGGGGCAGUACGUAUACAUUUUAUAUAAAGUGUUAUUUAGCUAAUUAUGCAGACAGACAUGUAAAGUGCUAUAUUUUCACACAUAUGACGAAAUAGAUAGGUUUAGAUUGAAUCCGAAAACGAGGUGAAGUUUGUUUUUAUUCUCUGGAGAAAGUCAUCAGGUCAAGUUCGUUGUUCUGUAAUAGGCAAACCGGACAUUAAUACUGUGUCGUGGCUAGCUCGUAGAGGGGCGCCUGCACUAAACGCAUACAUCCAACCCAACCAUGCUUCAACCGGUCAAAUAGCUUCGACACAGCUUUGGAGAUCAGUCUCGUCCUAUAUACUAUCCGCCUGCUAUGCUCUAAGUAAUGCCAGGGUGAUAUCAGAGAUAAAUGCAUCUGGCAGUAUGGCUCUGUUUGCAUGGUGUGUUGGAAUCUCAAGGGUCGAAGAUGUUGACAUGAAAAUGCACCUAGCCACCUUUGGCCUCAAAUACAAAUAUAUCAUACUUUCACUAUUUCCUAGUCAAUUUCCAUCGGUACAGUACAUACAAACAUCGUAAGCUGAAACCGACACCUCUGUUAAACAAAUCCUACGAAAUUGCCCGAAGCGUUCACCAUAAAACCCUCUUUCGCACGUUUGGAAGCGGCCAUAAACACGUGAUCCGAAUUCUAUUGCCGUAAUAAAGUCGUUGCCAACACUCUUAGAGAUUUCGCGACAUUCGGUCACCGCAUUGCCCUAGGAACUGGAAAAAUAGUGCAACUCGCCUUGAACUAACAUGGCAAUUUUUACAGCCAGCACAAAUACUCUAGUUGGACCGACCGAGAAAUCCGUUUCAUGAUGUUCAGCACAUGUUUUUGAUGCAUUUGAAGAACCCCAAUUGGGAUAGCCAGUGGGCAGACGACGCCAGUGUGUCCGAUGGUCUGUCAUCUCAUCAUUGCAUUGGCCUUUGUGUUGAUUUCGCAGAAACUAAUGAAGAUAUCUUAACUCGGUGAAGCAGAGCAUCUGCGAAUAACGUACAGUAGAAUCCAACACAUUCACAUCCAAUGGAAAACAUGGGCGGCGCCUAUUCUUUGAAAUACGUGAUUUAUUUUGGCCAUUUCUGGAAAAGUGAUCCACCGAUGCAGUUUACCUGCUUCAAGCUCCAAACACGUCGUUAAGGAGCGGUCUAAUGGUCGGAAGCUCCGUUAAGCUUUUUAUGUAAUUAGACUUGCGAUGAAAAUGGUCAUAUUAGUCAUCCGUACAAUAAUACGCUAUCAGCGUGAAAUCAGGCUUCCUGGAAA
Lineus longissimus is the source of this 4232-nucleotide messenger RNA. RefSeq names its product cholesterol 24-hydroxylase-like. NCBI's taxonomy places the organism in Eukaryota, Metazoa, Nemertea, Pilidiophora, Heteronemertea, Lineidae. Gene Ontology annotation, molecular function: iron ion binding; cholesterol 24-hydroxylase activity; heme binding. The coding region runs from base 17 to 1576 and encodes 519 amino acids. The transcript has 13 exons. Gene Ontology annotation, biological process: cholesterol catabolic process. The record is from RefSeq and is a predicted model, not a curated record.